AUGACACAGGUCUCCGUCUACAGCGCCGCCCUCGUGGCUUUCGUUGCCGCGACGGCGAUGAUAAUCGCAUCCAUCACGCUGCCCCAUUGGGUCACCUACUCCGUCACGGCCACCGACGGCAACGAGUUCUCAAAACACAUCGGCUUGCACCGCGCAUGUUCGAAUCUAUACGACCCGCCAUGCCAGGAAUUCCCGACCGAGGAGCUGUGCAGUAAGAACGGCGAGCGGUACUUCUGCUCCAUGUGGCGUUCCGUAGGCUUCCUGGCCUCCUUCUCAACCAUCCUGCACCUCGCGUCCAUUGUUACCUUUCUCGUCAUCAUGGCGGGCGGCAAAUACAAGCGCGAGACCGGCUGGAAGAUCCUCGGCGGCCUUCUGGUCUUCGUCGGCGCCGUCGAGUUUACGUUGAUGGGCAUCGUGGCAUAUCUCUAUGACAACGAUGAGCAGUUCCAAGUUCCCGGCUGGGGUUUGGACACCUCCUGGGUGCUCUGCACCAUCAGCGCAUCCGUCUCCGUUCUUUGCGCCGUUGGCUUGGGCAUUUCUGCCUUUGUGCUCCCGCCAGAGGAGGGUUACGAGUUCCUCAACGACCCCUUGCCGUAA
Colletotrichum destructivum is the source of this 597-nucleotide messenger RNA. RefSeq lists its product as uncharacterized. The record is from RefSeq and is a predicted model, not a curated record. NCBI's taxonomy places the organism in Eukaryota, Fungi, Ascomycota, Sordariomycetes, Glomerellales, Glomerellaceae. The transcript is spliced from 3 exons. The coding region runs from base 1 to 597 and encodes 198 amino acids.